AUGCCCGCAAGCCAAUCACUCCCAGUCUCACAAGGCCUUCAAGAUCCAUUAACAGAGCAGCCAGGCCUGCGCAGGAGGCUCUCUUCUCUCUCCCUCAAGCUCCAGCCCAUCUCAUCCCCUGCAACAUCAUGGGCCUUGAGCAGAUCUAAAUCGGUUUCCGCCAUGGGAGAGUAUGCAGGAGGGUCCAUAAGAAAAUGGUGGCUCUGGGGCUGGACUUGGAUCCUCUCCAGAAAACCCAUCUUUGCUCAAGAUCUGGAGAUGAACGAGGAGGAGACUAAAGUUCUUGGCUCUGACAACAGAGGAAGCUGGAGGCAUGUGUUCUACAAGGUCAGGUCAGAGCUCAAGAGGCUCGUGGGUUCUGAUGUGGGCAGCCUUCCUCAAACUUAUAGGUACAAUUUUGAUGACGGGAGAACCAAAACCAAGAAAAUGCUUGGCUGA
Prunus armeniaca (apricot) is the source of this 438-nucleotide messenger RNA. The record is from the annotation of a GenBank genome assembly. Lineage: Eukaryota; Viridiplantae; Streptophyta; Magnoliopsida; Rosales; Rosaceae.